AUGGAGGCACCGGUGGAGACAGCGGUGGCGAGAAUCAGCGCAGGAAGCACACUGUCACACGUGAUGGACGACGCCAUUUCGCCUUGGGAGUUGUACGACUUGUCGGGCGCGGUGAAUCCGGACACGCUGAGCACUAUGAUAGAUCAUUUCCGGCGCUUCCGCGCCACGCGGAAAAAGAACAUCGAGGUCGCUGACCAGCAAGGGCUACGACGUUCUUGGUGUGCCUUCAUCCGACGCUGGAAUCAGAUUCUCGAGCUGGAGAAAGUUUCACCGGCUGGCUGGCUUACCGCGAGGAGAUACUCGUGGAUCACUCGAUCGUGGCACUGCGCACGAAGGUCUGCAAUAACGAGUGGGAUGUUGUCCGGCUCUGUUUCGUUAACGUGA
This is a messenger RNA of Phytophthora nicotianae INRA-310, 384 nucleotides long. RefSeq lists its product as hypothetical. The transcript has a single exon. The coding region runs from base 1 to 384 and encodes 127 amino acids. Lineage: Eukaryota; Oomycota; Peronosporomycetes; Peronosporales; Peronosporaceae. The record is from RefSeq and is a predicted model, not a curated record.